UUUUGUACGUGCGGCUGACGUUGUACCGUAUUUAUAUUAUUAUUAUUAUUUUCUUGGUUCCCCUCCGGUUGCCGUCGCGUCGAAAUCCACCGCCGCCACCGCUCGUGUACGUCCGUACGUGCGUGUUUUGUAGUGCACUAGUGCAGUGCAGUGUGCGUCUCGCUGUUAUUAAAAUACGUUUCGCGCUCGUCCGCGCGUUUUCCGCGAUUUUCUUUCUCCUCCCGCGUCAGUGUUCGACCGUUGGUGCGCACAUCGUACGAUAAUAUUGGUAAAUAAUCAAUCCCGCAAUGUGCCAGUGAAAAACGUGAGCGUUCCCGAAAAUAGUUUUACAAUAUUUAAAGUUGUAAAUUUUCGAUUCUCGCGUAUUGUGCGACGACGGGCGCCGCGCAGCAGUGACCGCGUUUUCCGCGACGUAGUUCGGAACAUGGCCCCGGGGCCGCUGGUUCGACAGCUACCUGUUGUUUCUCACGUCGGUAGUGUCAACGAGAUGAUGUGCAACCGCGAUCGCGGCACCGCUGUCUGCCGAGGACACUGAUCGGAGCAGAGGAGAUACCCAUACCGAAAUUACCAUGAAUCCUGAAAUGACUAUGGCCAUGAAAAGGCACGAAGAGCGGGAGGCUUUGAGGAGCGUCAUUCAGCAAUGGAAUGCUAAUCGACUAGAUCUGUUCGAACUUUCUGAACCAAAUGAGGAACUACUUUUCCAUGGUGUUAUGAGGUUUUACUUCCAAGAACCUGGCACCGGUCAAAAAGUUGCUACGAAGUGCAUUCGUGUUGCAUCAGACGCAACGUCACAAGCAGUUAUUGAAACUCUUAUUGAAAAGUUUCGACCUGAUAUGAGAAUGUUAUCAGUACCGGAGUAUGCUUUAUACGAAAUACACGAAAAUGGAGACGAAAGAAAACUCGGUGUUGAUGAAAAACCUUUAUUAGUACAGUUGAACUGGCAUAAAGACGAUCGUGAAGGCAGAUUUUUAUUACGCCGGAUAGACGAAAAAACAAAUAUGCCUGCUGGGACGUUUCAAGAAGCAGGAUCUAGUUUUAAACGUAAGCUAUCAAAACGAGAGAAGAAACAGCUUAAAAAGCAAGAAAAACUUAAUCGUGCCAAAAGUCAUGGUUUAAGCCCAAAUGAUGAAAAUGAUGCUGGUGUUGCAGAAAAAUUAUACACAGAGUUACCAGAAACAAGUUUCACUAGAUCAAUUUCUAAUCCAGAGGCAGUUAUGCGUCGUCGACGUCAACAAAAAUUAGAACGGAAAUUACAAGCAUUUCGUAGUAAAGAUGGUGGUCCUGAUACUGGUGGCACUCUUAAAAUUUAUGGUGAAUCUCUCUGUAGGGAUGUACCUUACAAAACUUUGUUAUUGUCUAUUAGAGAUACUGCUCAACAAGUUGUUAAGGAAAUGUUGGCUAAAUAUGGUCUUGAUAAAGUAGAUCCUCACAAUUUUUGCCUUGUUCAGGUUAAUAAUGCAAUUGCAUUAAAUGAAAAUAAUUCUGGAUUGAACAAUGGAGUUUCAGAAAAUAAGGAAACACUUAACAAUAAUAGAGAAUAUAUACUUGAUGACGAUGAAUGCCCUUUAGCUAUUUUAAUGAAUCAUCCACAGACUAGAGGCUCAAUUAUGUUCCACGUACGUCGGAGACCGGCUGAUUACCAUCCUAGAAAAAGAAAAAAGAAACCUACACAUAAAUGGAACCAACAAAACAGCACAAGCGAAAUGUUGGAGUAUCGAUAUGAAGACGGUUUAGAUAGAUUACCAUUUUUUUUAGAGCUUAAUGCAGAUGGUAUGGAUAUGGUAAAUCCUAAGCGGUAUCGAAUUCAUCCCAAUGUAACGGAAGUAGGCUGUGAGAGACAGAAUCAGCCCCAAAGUAAUGCUCAAUGUUUACAGCUUAGUGGUCCUAAUAUUCAACCUCGGCAUUGUGUGAUCGCACAUACUGAAGGCAUUGUCACUGUAACGCCUUGUAGUCGGGACGCCGAAACCUAUGUUAACGGACAACGAAUAUUUGAGACCACUAUUCUUAAGAACGGAGAAAUAGUGAAAUUUGGGCGGUUAAACAAUCUUAGGUUUUUGGAUCCUUGUUAUGAUGAACGGCCUAGACCUCGUAAUAAUUCAUUAAGAAAUGUUCAAGACUAUUAUGAUAGCGGGUCAGUAGACAACACCCAGCACUCAGUUGUUACGCAACAAAAUUUUGAAACAACUUUUGAUGUGGAUGGUAAUAUUGAAACGCGCUCUACUUCUAGCCAAGGAAAUAAAGAUGACACUAGAUCACAGAGGUCAAUCACCAGCAGCCGUGAUGGCAAUCGAUUGUCUGCUGUAUAUGGUCGUACUAGUACUGCCCCAGUGGCAGAUAAUAUUUUACCCUGUGUCUUGGAAGUAAGAGAAGAGACUGAAGAAGCAUGGAUUCAUGCUGUCACCAUGGAUAUUGAUCCUUCGACAUUAACAUUUAAACAUGCUCCAGCUUAUUGUCUAUAUCUUUUAGCUAGAUAUAGAGCAUCUACUUCAUAUCGACCAGAUGUUACCCCAAUGGAACGAGCCAAUCGAUUAUCAUUGACUUUUGCCAAAGUUGCAACUAUACUCUAUACUAUGAUACAGGGAAAACAAAAUGAUUUAACUUUGUUAUCAUUUUGGCUUGCAAUCGUGACCGAAUUAAGACAAUUUUUACAUAGUGAUCGCCAUUUGUCUAACUUUUUGACAGAAACUAUUGAAAUGUUGCAUGAUACCCAGCAAGCAGCUAUGCGAUUUAUUGUUGAAUGCAUUCUGGAAGAACUGAUGGCAGUAUUACCCGAUAUUUUUGCAGAAAAUACAGAUGCUGAUAAUGAGCAUUUACCUGCUAAUUCGAUUGUUAGUAAGCUGGGUAUGAUGAUGACAACACUGCGUGAAGGUCGUGUUAAUGCAUCUCUUACCAUUCAAAUCUAUAAUCAAGUAUUUCGUUUUAUUAAUGCUUGGGCAUUUAAUCGUCUUAUCACUGCCGAUAUGGGUUAUUAUACUCGUUCGUGGGGUGCACGAUUAAAGUCACGCAUUGGACGUCUUCAAGCAUGGGCCGAAAGACAGGGUUUGGAAGUAUCAGCCGAUUGUCAAUUAGCAUUAAUUUCUCAAGCUGCUGAUCUACUUCAUGCACCAAAAUACACUGGUGAAGAUUUAGCAAGUAUUACUUCUACAUGUUUUAAGCUCAAUUCUCUUCAGCUCAAAGCCUUAUUAGUUAAAUAUCAACCAUCUCUAGACGAACCUAGACUGCCACAUGAACUUAUUGACAAUGUUGUACGGGUUGCUGAGAACUUGGCUGAUGAAUUAGCUCGAUCUGAUGGUCGUGAAAUACGGCUAGAAGAAGAUGAUGAAUUAAUGAUAACUUUUGUACAACCUGAAGAAGGAUUCAGUUAUGAGGUUGCUAGAGGUGUUCCUCCAGGUCUCAUUGAAUUCAUUCAACCCCUUCAACAAGCUGGAAUGUGCCGCUUAACACUUCAUUCUAAUGCUUCUGGCUUAUGGACUGUGUACUUUUUACCAAAUGCUCGAAGUCCAAGUGCAUUGAGCAAUAGAAGUGGUGGUUACGCUAUACAAGCACCAGAACCUGAUGUACAAACCAUAAGAUUACAUAAAUCCAACAAUGGAAUGGGUUUGAGUAUUGUGGCAGCAAAAGGUGCUGGUCAAGAACGGUUAGGUAUAUAUAUCAAAUCCGUUGUGAAAGGAGGUGCUGCCGAUGCAGACGGAAGACUUCAAGCUGGUGAUCAGUUAUUGAAAGUUGAUGGUCAAAGUCUUGUUGGUAUUACUCAAGAAAAGGCUGCAGAAUAUUUGGUGCGUACAGGACCAAUAGUAACCCUUGAAGUUGCUAAACAAGGUGCCAUACAUCAUGGUUUAGCUACAUUGCUUUCUCAGCCUUCUCCUGUUAUGGCUAGAGAUUCCGUCCGUAGGGAAAGGCCAAUAUCUGAUUAUCAGCCCCGCGUGAAAGCCAAACUCCCACAAAGCAGUUUAUCGAUGCAUGACAUACACGAAUGUAGCGAUGAAGAAGUGAUAACCACUUGGAUGACGGACGUACUAUCUCUAUCAGGUCCUCGUCGUAUGAGCGAACGGGACUUGCCGUCUCGUGUGUUAAACGAACAACAAAACAUCAACUCCAGAGGUCCACCACCUCACCAUCUGUCACAAAUUCAGAGUUCGAAAUCCGUCCCUUCUCUUCACAGCGUUGAAGGGGCAAGCACAACUAUACCUCCUAUAGUAGGUAGACCACCAACUCAACACGAAGUUUUUAAUCCUGGAUAUAAUCGCACUUCAACUACUUAUAAUCUUCAGCAUCAGAAUACACUUAAAUCUCGGUCUAGCCAAAAUCUUAAUGAUUCUCGUCCACACUCCCAAAUGGCUCUUCGUCAGCCAUCAAAUCCAAAUCUCUUAAAUGGUAACUACCAUCCAGAACGAUCACCAUCUGUUCACGCAAAUGUAUAUCAACCUCAACAGCAGCACCCAGCAUAUCAACAGCAUAUACAGCAACAGUUGUUAAUGCAACAACAAUAUAACAGUCCUACUCCAGAAACUACUGAUGAACGUUUCUACCAAAAUGUUAACCAAAUAUAUAGAAACCAAGAUCAAAAUGGUUAUGGACCAUCUGGAAAACUGCCAAGUCCACCCGACGAAAGAACUCCUAAUCAAUUACAAAAGAGUUUUAGAGGAUCACAAUCAUCAUUGCAGAGUAGACAAAGCUCUGAUGUCACCCAACAUUUGAAAGAUAGACCUACAUCAGCAUAUAUAUCCAAUAAAGAUUCUUAUAAUUUACAGAAUCAGGGAAUGACAAUGCGUUCUCAAUCUUCAAGAGAUAUGUUAAGGCAGGAUGCAAAAUUACAAGAGAUGACUGAAGAAGUGCGUAGACGUGAAUUAAGGUCUAGUGGGGUUAUGUCUCCACAUCAAUACGCCACACAACAGAGACCACCACCAAAUAGAGCUCAACCAUAUCUAGGUUACCAAGAUGCUAAACCCACUUCAUACUUGGCAGAUCAAUUAAAACCUCAACAAGACAUUGUUCGCUCUCAGCAAUACCAUCAGCCAAUGAGAGCCACAGUUCCUGAGCCUAUGCCACCUGCAUAUAGAGAAUCACCUCCACCACCUCCUCCACCACCAACAUCAACACAUCCACUUUACCAGACAAGUCCACCGCGCAAUGAACCUAACAGAUAUAUGGCCAGUGGUGGUGAACCACCUAGAGGUGGUUUUUAUCAAACACCUACAGAGCAAUCUAAGCAAUACCCAUAUCAGGGCACUAAUCCUUGGCAAAGAGAAGAAAAAGAAAAAGAAGCAGAACGUAGAAGAGAAGCUGGUAGAAUGUGGCGUGAUCAACAAAUGAGUGAACUUGUAGCACUUGGUCCCAAUAGAACUGUAAGUCAAGAAGAACAGCUGCGAGCUCUCAGAUUAGAAAAAGAAUUUGAACGUCGGGCCCAGGAAGAAGGAGAAGAUGAUGAUGAUGAUGAUCAAGAAGCAAAUGAAAGAGUGCAACAAUUAAUGCGUAGUGCUCAACAACAAAGUGAUAGGAGACCACCUCCAAAUACAGUUAGGGCUCCAAGUAAUAAUUAUAUGAAUAGUUCACUUAGAGGUCCACAACCAGUACCUUCUAAUGGAAUCAGUGAUGAAAAAGAACGAUUAAGAAGACUUAAAGAAAUGAAAACAAAACAAGUUGAGAUGGAAGCUAUAAGAGAAGUAGAAUUGAAACUUAAAAGAAAGGAGGAAGAACUCAAGUAUCAACAACAGCAACAGCUAUUAAAUCAAUCUUAUAAUAAUAACACUCCCAAUCACAUUAAUCGUUCUGUAAAUCCACCCAACAAUUUAUCUCUUGAUAAUUCUGGAUAUGGUUAUAGUCCAUCAUCACAAGGAAGCCACCCUUCUCAACGGUUAGAUAAUUUGUUGGGCAGUCCCAACAAUAACGAUCCACCUCUUCCACCUGAACGAGGAUCAUCAUAUGCUAUAAUGAGCCAGGUAGAAACAAAAGCAACACCACCUAGACCACCAGUUCUUUCAUCUACUCCAAAUGGAGUGGUAACUGUAUCGAAUGCAAAUAUUACCCCUAAACGUGUGUCAUUCCAAGACCCAACAUCUAUACCACCAUCACCACCAUCUCCAACAUUGGAGAAAAUUAUUGAAGAUCCUGAUAAUUUCAUUGAUCAAGCCGAAACAAUGUUAGCCUCACCACGUAGCCCUGACAUUCAGUUUACCAGUGGUAAUACACCAGGAGUAAUAGGAGCUCAAGAAGUCUACAGGGAUCCAAGACAACGUUUGCUAGCUGAACAACAUCAAAAACAAAUGUCUAAUAAAGUGGGUACAGUGCCAGAGAAGUUGAGUUUUAAAGAAAAAAUGAAAAUGUUUGCCAUGGAAACUGGAGAAGAUGGUACACCCAAAGAUAAAGUAAAAAUAUCAAAAGCUCAACGAGAGAUUGACAACUUAGGAGCAUCUAAUACACCAUUAACUAAUUAAAUAAAAAUAUUGAACAAUAUUUAUUACUUAGAUAUGCACUUAAACAUCCCAUUAAAGUUAAGUAUUUUUUCAUUUAUUUUUUAU
Molecule: messenger RNA, 6518 nt
Organism: Sipha flava (yellow sugarcane aphid)
Lineage: Eukaryota; Metazoa; Arthropoda; Insecta; Hemiptera; Aphididae
Gene: cno
Product: afadin
Exons: 32
Coding region: 570-6434 (1954 amino acids)
Biological process (GO): signal transduction; regulation of protein localization
Cellular component (GO): adherens junction
Molecular function (GO): cell adhesion molecule binding
Source: RefSeq, a predicted model, not a curated record